AUGGCAGAUCCAAGUUGGGCAGAGCCGCGUUGGGCAAGGCAGAGUGGGACAGAGCUGACUUGGGCAAGGCAGAGUGGAGCAAGACGUGGUGAGCCGAGUGCGGCAAGGCCAAUCGCGGCAGAACAGAAUGGGGCAGAGCUGACUGAGGAAGAGCUGAGUGAGACAGAGCGGACUUGGGCAAGGCAGUCUGCUCCGGAGCCGAGUUGGGCAAUGCAGAGUGGAGCCAAACCGAGUAGAGCCGAGCUUAGUGGGAUAGAGCUGACUUUGACGAGGCAGAGUGGAGCAACGUCGAGUGAGGCGGAGCCGAGUGGGGGAGAGCUGAGCGGGACAGAGCCCAGUGCGACAGAGCCCAGUGCGACAGAGCUGACUUGGGCAAGGCAGAGUGGGACCGAGCUGACUUGGGCAAGGCAGAGUGGAGCUAGACGUGGUGAGCCGAGUGCGGCAAGGCCAAGCGCGGCAGAACAGAAUGGGGCAGAGCUGACUGAGGAAGAGCUGAGUGAGACAGAGCGGACUUGGGCAAGGCAGUCUGCUCCGGAGCCCAGUUGGGCAAUGCGGAGUGGAGCCAAACCGAGUAGAGCCGAGCUUAGUGGGAUAGAGCUGACUUUGACGAGGCAGAGUGGAGCAACGUCGAGUGAGGCGGAGCCGAGUGGGAGAGAGCUGAGCGGGACAGAGCCGAGUGGGGGAGAGUUGAGCGGGACAGAGCCCAGUGCGACAGAGCCCAGUGCGACAGAGCUGACUUGGGCAAGGCAGACUGCUCCGGAGCCGAGUUGGGCAAGGCAGAGUGCAGCAGGGCAGACUGAGGCAGAAUCUAUUGUAAUAGAGCUGACUUCGACAAGGCCGAGUGGGGCAGAACCGAGUGGAGGAGAGCGGAAGUCGCGGUGGGUGUCUUUGUGGCGGAGGCGGUCUCGGAGUUUGGGAGUGUCGCAACAGGUAGUGUCGGAACAGGAGGUGGAAGAAGGGAUUCCAUUGCUGGAACGGGGAGCAUUUGACUGGUUCCAGGAGUUGCACGGAUUGAUAUUCUUCCGAAGUGACUUGGACGUGGGGGCGGAGGUGAUUCCUCACGUUGAGAGGAUUGUGUAUAGGGACUUGACGAAGCGUCUGCACGACUCGGGUUUGGACGACUCCGAACCGGCGGCGUGCGAGGAGUUACUGCGAGAGGUUUUCGGGCCACAUGCCAGCCAGCGUGUCAUGGCCACCGUGCCCACGGAACAGGCUUCACUUUACUACAUAGGCGCAAUGCGGUCAGACGAAAUCAGCAAGUUCUUGCGCUAUGCGCCCAACCAUUGGCGUCCCCUCUUUGAGCGUCAGGUCGCCUUUGAACCAUACACAUACAUCGACUGGCAAAUGAUAGCACUCGGCUUCUCCUUCGGCAGUGUCCUUAUGGCCUUCCUCCUGUAUGAAAUCCCCCACUCACACGGAAGGCACCGACGUGGGCUCAGCUCCCUCGCCAACCACACUACAAUGCAGCCACAACCACUCACGCAAGCACUCACUUCAAUCCACCAAUCACCACUAGUCCUCGACGCGCCGCACGUCCACUUGGCCCCGGAGCUUACUUUGAAGUCGAACCUUACCUCGGCCUUCGGACUUACCGCUGGCUCUUCACUCCGACGGGUAAUCCGGUCGCUGAAGGAUUCGAUAACUUCGUUACUUACCAAUUCCUCUAUGGAAACCGCGCAUUCGACCGUUGGUAACUACGGCCACAAUGUCACAGAGUUUGUUACUGCUAACAUCUGGAAUGACACCGAGACCAUCCAGUCGCAUACAUACCCAGACACGGAGCGGCUGACCUCGGGCAACACUACUGUUGGUUACUACAUCUCGAAUGCCACGGAGCCUGCUACCACAAAUUUCUGGAACACCACCGCACGCACGGACAACACGACCCUCGUGGAUGACACGACCCUCGUGGAUGACACGGCCCUCGUGGAUGACACGACCCUCGUGGAUGACACGACCCUCGUGGAUGACACGACCCAGAAGAGGUGCAGAACAUUGGAAGGAUGCACCAGUUGA
Molecule: messenger RNA, 2016 nt
Organism: Gregarina niphandrodes
Lineage: Eukaryota; Apicomplexa; Conoidasida; Eugregarinorida; Gregarinidae
Exons: 1
Coding region: 1-2016 (671 amino acids)
Source: RefSeq, a predicted model, not a curated record